AUGGCAGGCGCAAAGAAGCGUAAGGCUGUCACUAAAGAUGUCGAGGAGGACGCCGCGGUCGUCUCGGGCGAUGAGUUCGACUUUGGUAACCUGGAUGGUACUCUUUCUGACAGCGACUUGGGGAGCGGUGGCAGCGAAAGCGACAUUGAUAGCGAGGCUGAAGAAGAUGCUGAUUCCAUUGCAAGCAACGAAAGCCAACCCGAUGACGAUGAUAUCCUUAAGCCUCGUCAAGACAGAAUCAACGGUCGAGUGAACAUUGCUGUCGAUAACAAACCGGUGUCCAACUUGGUAGAAGAAUCUGACGAUGACGAGCCGAACUACAAAAUUGUGAAGGACGCAAAUGGGAAUGAGAGAUACGUUUACGAUGAGAUUGAUCCGGGAGAUGACUCGGAUUAUUCAGUAGCAGGUGAUGAAGCAAAUACCAUAGGGGACAUACCACUUUCUUUCUACGACUCCUACCCCCAUAUCGGAUACAAUAUCAAUGGGAAGAAAAUCAUGAGGCCAGCAAAAGGACAAGCUCUUGAUGCUCUGUUGGACAGUAUCGAUGUACCCAAGGGCUGGACCGGUCUGACCGACCCUUCUACCGGCAAACCUCUCGAGCUUUCACAGGAAGAGCUACAACUGCUGCGAAAGAUUCAGAUGAAUGAAAUGCCUGUUGAUGGGUAUGAUCCUUACGAGCCGACUGUUGAGUGGUUCACAAGCAAGUUGGAAACAAUGCCACUAAGUGCAGCCCCUGAGCCCAAGAGACGAUUUGUUCCAUCAAAACAUGAGGCCAAGCGUGUCAUGAAAAUCGUCCGGGCAAUAAGAGAAGGACGAAUUUUACCCUUCAAACCACCCCAAGACGAGGAGGAAGUGGAGGAAGAUGAUCAGAACUACGAUAUCUGGGCUGAUGAACAGCCUCGACCGGAUCAUGCCAUGCAUAUGCCAGCUCCUAAACUUCCACCUCCUGGGUUUGAUGAGAGCUAUCAUCCACCACCAGAGUACCUCCCUGACAAGAAGGAAAAAGAGGCAUGGGAGAAUGCUGAUGAGGAGGAUAGAGAGAAAGAUUUCUUGCCUGCUGAUCACGCAGCACUGAGAAAGGUGCCUGGGUAUGACAGGUUUGUCAAGGAAAAAUUUGACCGUUGUCUCGAUCUUUACCUUGCCCCCCGAGUCCGACGCACCAAACUCAACAUCGAUCCAGAAUCUUUGCUACCAAAACUUCCAAAUCCUGAUGAAUUGCGCCCCUUUCCCACUCACGAAGCCGGACGCUUCCAUGGUCACAAGGGUCGAGUGCGUUCACUCGCCAUUGAUCCUUCUGGGCAGUAUCUGGCAACUGGAGGAGAUGACGGUACAGUGCGAGUGUGGACCAUGGAACCACAGCGCGAGAUUUGGUCUGUGGAGCUUGGCUCUGAUAGCGUCGUCAACGCGGUGCGAUGGCGACCUGGUAAAGACACUCCGAUCCUGGCCUUUUGUGCUGGUGACGAUGUAUACCUGAGUAUUCCCAAACUUGGUGUUGAAAGCAGCCCCGAGGCCAAUGCUGCACAGGAUGUUCUGGAUGCUGGUUGGGGUUAUGCUGCAUCUGAGAUUGCCGCCCCAACAUCCACUAGCAUCAAAUGGAGCAGGCCAUCAAUUGCACAACGUGAUAAAGGUGUUGCAAUCAUCAUACAUCUCGGACAUACUCCAAAGACGCUAUCCUUCCACUCGGGUGGGAACCACUUCGUCACAAUAUGCUCUGCAACAACUGUGCCUGCCUCGCAAGCUAUUGCAAUCCACACGAUAUCCAAGCAUCAAACACAACUCCCAUUUCGGAAAAGAAUUCGUGGUGGUGGUGCUCCUCAGGUUGCUCACUUCCAUCCAAGCAGGCCGUUACUGUUUGUUGCCAAUCAGCGAAUCAUUCGUGCAUACGAUUUGUCAAAACAAUCCUUGUUGAAGAUCAUUCAGCCCGGUGCUCGAUGGAUCAGCAGCUUUGAUGUGCAUCCCACUAGUGCGUCAACUGCAGGUUCAGACAAUCUCAUUGUUGGUUCAUAUGAUCGCAGACUUUUGUGGAUGGAUCUUGAUCUAUCUCCUCGCCCUUAUAAGACACUUCGCUUCCACGAUAAGGCGAUCAGGUCGGUGCGAUUCCACCCAGCCACCAACAGAUAUCCUCUGUUCGCAGACGGUAGUGAUGAUGGUAGCAUCCAGAUUUUCCAUGGGCAAGUAACCAGCGAUAUGAUGAGCAGCGCACAGAUUGUACCACUCAAAGUUCUGCGAGGUCACAAAGUAACUGAAGGCUUAGGAGUGCUGGAGCUUGAUUGGCAUCCUCAACAUCCAUGGCUGGUCAGUGCAGGCGGUGAUGGAAUUUGUAGAUUAUGGGUGCCUUAG
This is a messenger RNA of Exophiala bonariae, 2340 nucleotides long. RefSeq names its product Ribosome biogenesis protein erb1 (gene ERB1). The transcript has a single exon. The record is from RefSeq and is a predicted model, not a curated record. The coding region runs from base 1 to 2340 and encodes 779 amino acids. Gene Ontology annotation, molecular function: protein binding; ribonucleoprotein complex binding. Gene Ontology annotation, cellular component: preribosome, large subunit precursor; PeBoW complex. Gene Ontology annotation, biological process: ribosome biogenesis; maturation of LSU-rRNA from tricistronic rRNA transcript (SSU-rRNA, 5.8S rRNA, LSU-rRNA). Lineage: Eukaryota; Fungi; Ascomycota; Eurotiomycetes; Chaetothyriales; Herpotrichiellaceae.